Messenger RNA from Penicillium brasilianum, 1192 nucleotides. The record is from the annotation of a GenBank genome assembly. NCBI's taxonomy places the organism in Eukaryota, Fungi, Ascomycota, Eurotiomycetes, Eurotiales, Aspergillaceae.
GCAAAUUGCUUAGAGAUCAAAUGACUGAUUGAUAAGGUUCCUUUGACCCCACCCUCACUUUCUUUAAAUCCCAAGAAUACACUUUCCCAAGAAUACACUUUGUCUUUGACCUACAUUCGUCCCUCCCCUACACCACACACAGCAUUGUUCCCAUCAACCAUCAAUUCCGCUCCGAUCUAGGAUAGACCGACUCCGAUAACCGCGACACUCGGCAGAUUCUAUACGACAAUGACGGACCAAUUUGCAUUCUCCUAUCCAUCCCCGCUGGAGGGCUAUGAGAACCUCGAGCCGCUGUCUGAUGAGCGCAACGACGAUGGCAAGUCGAUUAAGAACCCCCAGCACGGGAUUCUCAGCAAAGCCUAUGAAGAGUUCCCCGAUCCAUUGGCCAAAGAUCGUCGCGGUGGUUUCGACAUUCACAUCUACCAUUUCCAGACGAAUCCCGAUCAAGUCGCAUUUGCCAAAGCCUUGUAUGAGCGCAUUCGACGCGAAUUCCCGGAACUCCGCAUCUACACUUUCUUCGACAGGCCCAUCGGCCCUCACCCGGUCGCCAUGUUCGAAGUCAACCUCUUCACGCCUGCGCAAUUCGGCGCCUUCAUCCCCUGGCUGGUGAUUAACCGGGGACCGCUCAGUGCGUUGGUCCACCCGAACACGGUGGAUGAGGAGGAAGAGCGGAAUCAUACGCAGCGGGCGACAUGGUUGGGGGAUCGGAUUCCGUUGGAUUUGAGGAUAUUCAAGGUCAUCAAGGAGAAGCAGAAGAAGGAGAAGGAGGAGGCGGAGAGAGCGAAGGCGGAGGGGAGGUUGUAGCUGCAUGUGGGGUUUCUAGUUAUUAGUCGAGGAGAGGAGGGGGGGUUUGUUGGAUUUGAGCGUUUCUUUUUGCCAUUAUGACGGUUUUUGAUUGAGACAUGAGUAUUUUGAUUUUUUUUUGGAAGGGUGUUAAAGAGGUGACCGGGGAAGAAAGGUGUUUUUGUACGGAGUAGAGGUAAACCUGUCGAAGGGUCGGAUAGCAAGGGCUGGUAUCAGGGCGAGCCUUUAUUGGCGGGCUGUAAUGCAGACGAACAUCAGCUCGGACAGCCACGGGGACGAUUAAUCGACAGUUCUGGUUCGAUUCUCGGGAAUGGGACGUGUCAAUGGCCUCGAUUGAGGUGAAGGUAAACAAUAAGAGCAAAUGAACUACUAAACCCUCCACUCCACU